GUCGACCGCGCUACAGUUCGCGUCGACUCUCGUCGAAUCUCAAAGCGAACGAUUGAAGUUGUGAAAACAUUUUUCUAGUGCGACAUCGUAUUAGUUACAAUUUGUGUUACUUUAUGUUAAUGUAUUAUUUAAUUAACAUAUUUUUGAUAGCGAUUUAAGUUAUCUUCUACGAAACAACUCAAACUUCAAAUAAUGUUUUUCGUGCCGAAAGCUUUUCAGUAAGAUUAGCGAAGUUUAGGAUUUUCAGUUUGUUUUAGUUAUUAUGAUAACUAUUUUUGCGGGAUCCGUGUGCCGGUUAUGAUAAAGCAAAAACAUUGAACGGGACUUAACUUAGGAAUACCAAAGAAAAUGUGUGCCAAAAUGUUGUAUAGUUCGCUGUUGCCUAUUGUAAUGUUAUGGAUUGGAGUGCUCGCCGAAGAGGAAGUUUCAUCUCCUUUGCGGGUAGCGCAAUGUAGAGCGACCUGUUUGCAAAAGUUCGCGGCGCCUCGGCCCGGCGGGGAGUCAUCGUGUUUGCAAGGCCCCGACUGUUUUAUGUGCUGGGAAAAUUGUGAACUACUUCAAUCUAACUAUCAAGUAUGGGGUGCAGUUUGCGAUGAAAAGGACAUAUGUUUCCCGGGUUGUAAAGUAGCUUGCGAAUUCCACCUUGAAGCGGCCAGAGCAUCGCAGACGCAGCCCGUUAUUCACACCAAGGGUGAGGGCGUAAUGAGAGUGAGCGGCGCUCUCGCCCGCUGGCCCCCGCCGGCACCACGAGCCUCCACAAAGCCCGCCCCACUUGUCUAUGUGGUCAUGCGCCGAGCGGCAGAAGGACCUUGGCGGCAAAUCAUACAGACCCAAGCCCUAGCCACCAGAGUACCGUCGAACAACGAAGGCGCCCUCCUUCGAGUUCUAGUCGUAGACCCUCAAGGCCUAGUCACCAUCUACAGCCCCGACGAAACGUGGCUGGCUCGCGAUACUAACUCUUCCAACCACGACGAACAUAAAUGGAUUCUAAAAGAAAUAUCUCUCAUUCAUCAAAAAGUUCUUGUGAUCGGUGAAAUUGCCUGGGAACCGAGGAUCGCGCGUGGCGUUUAUCUCGUAACGUGGGAAGUCGACGGCGGAGGCCUGAAAGGAAACCUUUUUACUGAUUCCACACGUGUUACUUUAUCGCUCUGGCCAGAUACAAUCUAUCACAUUCAAGUGGAACUGGUCUCUCGGACGCCUGGCGUAGAUAACGAAAAGUCAGAGACAAUGACCAUUGAUACGAGUCGAGCUCAACGCGUUUCGACAGAGAGCGUACAAGAUGUUGAAGUUAGUGAAGGGGACCGUUUAAUGUCAGUAUUAGUAAGCUCAAUGAGAGGGGAGCGCGUACCGGAACGGGCCCCAGAUUCUGAGCUAGUUCUUGGCUGUCUGUCAGCUAUGAUAGCGUUUGGUUUGGCCGCGCUUGCUGCCAUUGUAUGGAGAAGGAGACGGCGGGGCACGUUCCCCGGAACCAACGUAUAUGUAGGAUCAUCAUCUGUUCUUAAGCGGAAGCUAGUCGAAGAUUUUACUCCUGCGUCGCAUUGUUUCCAGCCCGUGCUCACACCGGCCAUCGCUUCUAAUGAAAAUUCUGUUAAUGACGUCAUCGUGUGACGUCACAGCUUUGAUAUGCUGUCUGUCGAUGACCGCGCUUUGAGUUCCUAAAUAUUAGAACAAAAUCGUGAAAAAAUACAAACGUUUCUUCGUAUUAAAGUGGACGAACAGUGUCUUAUGUGAUACUGACGAGUGUGCAAAAUUACGCGGGCAGAUAAAUAAAUAUUGUAUUUUGUGAGAUGGUUUCUUUUGUGAUUUAAUUUUAAGUUAUUUUACUUUUAAUAGACACUUCUGCUCAUCGUUCGCUAUGAUUGCGUAACAUAUUAUCGGAUUGUUCGUAUGUAGUAUUAGGAAAAAUUGUAAAUUGUACUUAUAAAAUAUAUUUAUGAAACACAGUAAGGUAAACACCAGACAAUUUAG
Messenger RNA from Papilio machaon (common yellow swallowtail), 1968 nucleotides. RefSeq lists its product as uncharacterized. The coding region runs from base 349 to 1608 and encodes 419 amino acids. NCBI's taxonomy places the organism in Eukaryota, Metazoa, Arthropoda, Insecta, Lepidoptera, Papilionidae. The record is from RefSeq and is a predicted model, not a curated record. The transcript has 4 exons.